Messenger RNA from Lineus longissimus, 517 nucleotides. RefSeq names its product adenylate cyclase type 3-like. The transcript has 3 exons. The coding region runs from base 1 to 420 and encodes 139 amino acids. NCBI's taxonomy places the organism in Eukaryota, Metazoa, Nemertea, Pilidiophora, Heteronemertea, Lineidae. Gene Ontology annotation, biological process: adenylate cyclase-activating G protein-coupled receptor signaling pathway; intracellular signal transduction; cAMP biosynthetic process. The record is from RefSeq and is a predicted model, not a curated record. Gene Ontology annotation, cellular component: plasma membrane. Gene Ontology annotation, molecular function: adenylate cyclase activity.
AUGCACGAUGCUACCUUUCAGGACAGUAAACACCGAUGGCAUCACCUCGUGGAGCUGGUGGAGUUUGCACUUGCUCUCCGAGAAACCUUAGAGAAGAUCAACUCACAGUCAUUUAAUAACUUUAUCCUCAGAAUAGGAAUAAACCAGGGGCCAAUCGUAGCAGGCGUGAUAGGGGCGAGAAAGCCUCAUUACGAUAUCUGGGGAAAUGCUGUGAAUGUCGCCAGCCGGAUGGAGUCUACUGGAAAAUCAGGGCACAUUCAGGUUGUCGAAGAAACGAUGAUUAUCCUUCAAGAGUUUGGCUAUAAGUUCGAGAAGAGGGGCUUGGUCAAGGUCAAAGGAAAGGGAGAGCUGGUGACGUAUUUCCUGGUCGGCAAGGAGGAGUUGAUACACGACAUGCCAAACCAGGUCACGCAUCUUUGAAAGUGAUAAGAUGUUCUUAUUAAACAGUACAAGCAUGUGGUUUUCGAAGGUUGGUUUUUCAACCAAAGAAUUUUUUAUCAGAGUCAUCUCUUCUUGA